Messenger RNA from Ornithorhynchus anatinus (platypus), 1673 nucleotides. RefSeq names its product transmembrane protein 255B (gene TMEM255B). The transcript has 9 exons. The coding region runs from base 47 to 1069 and encodes 340 amino acids. The record is from RefSeq and is a predicted model, not a curated record. Lineage: Eukaryota; Metazoa; Chordata; Mammalia; Monotremata; Ornithorhynchidae.
CAGACUCCGGUGUGCCCGGCUGAAUAGCAGGGUUAGGGCCAGGGGGAUGCAGCAGCAGCCGCCCCCUCCUCCUCUGCCUCCUCCUCCUCCUCUGCCGCUGCCGGGACCUUUGGCCUUGCUGGGACCCACAGGGCAGUUUGCCAAAAGAAAGAAGACUUCUCUGUGGUUCGCUGUCUCUCUUCUGAUUGUAUCGGUUUUCAUCCUGACCAUUGGCUUGGCAACGACCACCAGGACGGAGAACGUCACCGUGGGAGGCUACUACCCUGGAAUCAUCCUUGGUUUUGGAUCUUUCUUAGGGAUCAUUGGCAUCAAUUUGGUAGAGAACAGAAGGCAAAUGUUGGUAGCCUCGAUCGUAUUUAUCAGCUUUGGAGUGGUGGCAGCUUUCUGCUGUGCAAUAGUGGACGGGGUGUUUGCGGCUCGCCACAUUGAACCGAGGCCUCUGAACACGGGAAGAUGCCAGUUCUAUUCGAGUGGGAUGGGAUUCGUCUACGAUGUUUAUCAGACAGAGGUCAUGUGUUACACCUUGACGAGCAAGUGCCAGCUGAAGGUAAAAAGCAACACCUGCUACUGCUGUGACCUGUAUAACUGUGAAAACGCUGAGCAGUCCAGCAGCUACUACGAGUUCGUCGGCGUGAGCGGCUGUCAGGAUGUGGUCCAUCUUUACCGGCUGCUCUGGUCGUCCACGGUCCUGAACACCAUCGGCCUGUUCCUGGGGAUCGUCACCGCGGCCGUCCUGGGGGCCUUUAAGGACAUGGCGCCCUUAUCCCAGCUGGCCUUCGGCUCCGCUCCGUCCGCCCAGAUCCUCUACAACCCAGCUCAGCAGCAGGUCCUGACCUACGCGGGCUUCUGUCCUUCCGCCGCCACCAUCCCUGCCUUCCCCUCCUACCCCCUCCCCCUGCAGCCGGCCACCACCUUCCCAGCCUCGUCGCCCACGGAGGUCUCCAUAUCCGGUGACACCCAGCCUCCGCCUCAGGCCGGCUCCACGUACGGGCUCCACCCCAACGCCCCGUCCCGCUCUCCCCCAGUCUACUUCCUCCCAGGGGACAAACCCCCGCCCUACGCGCCCUGAACAGGCAGCGCAUUUCUGGGGUCGCCUCUUGGGGUUGGUUUGUUUUUUCCCCAUCUUCUCAAAAAAAAAAAAAAAAAAUCGGAGGCCUCCCUUCCGGAAAUCUCCCACCUCUGUUCCCCGCAGACGAUCCCGGACCGUCUUCCCGGUACUCCCGACGGUCUCCCCGGGCCUCUCUCUCCCUCCCGUGCCGGCGGAUGGAGAAGAUGGAAGGGCAGAGCUCAGUGGGCAGGGCCCCGCGCUAAUCCAACCGUCGGCUGGCUCCGGCCCCAGCAGGCAUCGCUACCGCCGGAAAGCUAGGGUACCAAGAUGGCGGGAUGGACACCAGGCCCUUCAGGACAAGUCCAGAGCCAGCCGGGACUUGGGGCUUGCAGUCUUCUGGCGUUCCACUCGUUCCUCUUCCCGGUCGCAUCCGGUGAAAAUCCCUUUCUCUUUGGUGGGGAAACUGUGUCCCGUGAAAACCCCUGAGAGGUUAUUUUACGGUAAAAUAUUCCAUGUGUUUAUAUAUUUACACAGGACCACACGCCUGAGGAAGAGAAGCAACCUGGCCCUAGUGGCUAGACCACUGGCCCGGAAAUCGGAAGGACAUGGGUUCUAAUCCCGGCUC